Messenger RNA from Stegastes partitus (bicolor damselfish), 1275 nucleotides. It is a transcript of the gene med31, whose product is annotated as mediator complex subunit 31. NCBI's taxonomy places the organism in Eukaryota, Metazoa, Chordata, Actinopteri, Pomacentridae. Gene Ontology annotation, biological process: regulation of DNA-templated transcription. Gene Ontology annotation, cellular component: mediator complex. Gene Ontology annotation, molecular function: transcription coregulator activity. The coding region runs from base 176 to 571 and encodes 131 amino acids. The transcript is spliced from 4 exons. The record is from RefSeq and is a predicted model, not a curated record.
GUUCAGACUUCCGGCAAACAUGUCGGCGUACGUGUGACGACGACAGCAACAAAAAGCUGCGUUUAAAGGUUUCUGUUCUAGUUUUUUAAACCGUCUGCAGACAGUUUUUUGCUAAUUUCCAUCCGGAUAACAAACCUCUGCUGCCUUCGGCGCCUCCAGUGUUCGAGCCGCUGCCAUGGAAACAGAGGAACAGGCCAGGAACCGUUUCCAGUCGGAGCUGGAGUUCGUCCAGUGUUUGGCGAAUCCCAACUACCUGAACUUUCUGGCUCAGAGAGGCUUCCUCAGAGAGAGGCCGUUCAUCAACUACCUGAAGUACCUGCUCUACUGGAAGGAGCCCGAAUACGCAAAGUUCCUCAAGUAUCCUCACUGCCUGCACAUGCUGGAGCUGCUGCAGUACGAACACUUCAGGAAGGAGCUGGUCAACGCUCAGUGCGCCAAGUUCAUCGACGAGCAGCAGCUGCUGCACUGGCAGCACUACUCCCGCAAGCGCACGCGGCUGCAGCAGGCGCUGGCCGAGCAGCAGCAGCCGCAGCAGCAGCCGCCGCCGCACGGCAACGCCGCCGCCAAGUGACCAGUCCGGCGUCACGGCGACCGCUUGUAGAGGAUCCUGUGAAGAUCAGAGUCCGAGGAGGGAAGUCAGGAUUCUGUUUGUGGAUCUUCAUCUGGACUAGACGUGACGGAGCUUUUAUCUGUUGCAGGAAACGGAGAGGAAGGGUCUGGCUAUUUCCUGGAACAUCUCAUAUCUGCCUUUAAAAGUAGAUUUGGGAUUAAAUCUUUACAAGUGUUGCUUUGUUCUGCUUCUCCUUUGUUCCAGCCGGUCAUUAUGUUUGACGCUGAGCAGACGACCUGCAGCUGGUUCAUAAAUAUGGAUUCAAGUCCAGCCUCCACACAAGCUGGACUGUGUAACAACAGACUGAGCAGCAAAGACUCUGACAUGUGGUUUGUUUGUUGAAUCUUUUCCUCUGAUGAUGUAAAGAAGCCACAAACUCUCGGCCGACGCUCUGACGUCUUUACAUCUGUUGUAAAGCAUUUAUUGAAGCUGUUAAACGCUGAUUGUUGGAGCUUCGGUGAAAACCAAAGCGUCCGUCAGUCGUUCAGGAAACAGAAUCACGGUUUGAUCAGAGCGACGGAAAGAAGUGAAAUGUUGAAUUAAUAAUCAGCGAUGACUGAAAAACAACGUGAAUAUCAACAAGAACGGAAUCAUUUCUCUUUACGUUCGUCCUCUGGCAGAUUUGUACUGUUUCCUCUUUUUAAAUAAAGUAUUUAAAAUGUGAA